UAUUUAUUUUAAUCCAAAUUACCUCGAUCGUUAUGAUAUAUGUGAAAGGGAUAUAAAUUAUUUAAGCUUAUAGACCGAUAGGGUAGUGCUUGGUGAUAUGUUCCCCGCUUACGCUUGUAGUUCGUAUUUUGUCCAUAUCUGUCGCUGAAGUCACAAAUGUUUUGAGCAAAGGGUGACUUUAAUACACAGAAAUAAUUGCCAAUAGUUCUAGUAUUAGAUAAAACUAGACUUGACGCUAUUACGAGACGGGGUAAUAAUGGAAUAUUGACUUUCAAUGAAUGUAACAAAAUUGGAGAAUAAAAAUGGGGUUAUUUGAUCGGUUAGCUAAUCUUCUAGGAUUAAGAAAGAAGGAAGUAAACGUUUUAGUAGUGGGGCUUAACAACAGUGGUAAGUCGACGGUCAUAAAUAAUUUCAAACACGAGGAUGACCGUUGCAUAGACAUAGUGCCCACGGUUGGGUUUAAUGUCGAAAAAUUCUCAUUCAAAAAUGUUAAUUUUACCGCAUUCGAUAUGUCGGGUCAUGAUCGUCAUAGAUCCUUAUGGGAACAUUAUUACAAAGAAUGCCAUGGGAUCAUUUUCAUAAUUGAUAGUAGCGAUAAACUAAGAUUAGUUGUCGUAAAAGAGGAAUUAGAUAUGCUUCUUCAACAUCCUGAUAUAGCAGGACGUAAAUUACCAAUUCUUUUCUUGGCAAAUAAAAUGGAUUUACCUGAUUCAUUAACAACUGUUAAACUAGUCUCAGGCCUUGGACUAGAAAAAAUACAAAAUAAACCAUGGCAUAUACGUGCAACAAAUGCCGUUACUGGUGAAGGACUACAACCGGCUAUAGAAUGGCUCACAGAUCAAAUUCGGGAUAUAUAUAUUAAUAAAAGACAAUAAUCGAA
This is a messenger RNA of Vespa mandarinia (Asian giant hornet), 880 nucleotides long. It is a transcript of the gene Arl6, whose product is annotated as ADP ribosylation factor-like 6. The record is from RefSeq and is a predicted model, not a curated record. NCBI's taxonomy places the organism in Eukaryota, Metazoa, Arthropoda, Insecta, Hymenoptera, Vespidae. Gene Ontology annotation, molecular function: GTP binding; GTPase activity.